Molecule: messenger RNA, 234 nt
Organism: Linum tenue
Lineage: Eukaryota; Viridiplantae; Streptophyta; Magnoliopsida; Malpighiales; Linaceae
Source: the annotation of a GenBank genome assembly
AAUUGGGACAAUGCUUGUACUAUAUAGUUCACUAACAUAUGAAUCUAUAACUCUAUACAUACAACAUAAUAAUGAUUGAAGAAUUGAAGUAAUGGAAGUCUAAUAUGUAUCUAUCCCCUUAUCUUGCUUUCGUUUUUCUCCGGUUUCUUCCUCUGGUCCUACUCAGUGAAGGGGAUGGCGUAAAAAAAUAUAUGGUGGACCAAAGAGUGAGGGAGACAGAAGCCAAGGCAUAAG